Molecule: messenger RNA, 5097 nt
Organism: Chenopodium quinoa (quinoa)
Lineage: Eukaryota; Viridiplantae; Streptophyta; Magnoliopsida; Caryophyllales; Amaranthaceae
Exons: 10
Coding region: 678-4664 (1328 amino acids)
Biological process (GO): regulation of DNA-templated transcription
Cellular component (GO): nucleus
Molecular function (GO): transcription coregulator activity
Source: RefSeq, a predicted model, not a curated record
GGUUGAAGUGGAGGCAGGGGAAGGGGCGGGGGCUGGGAUCAGGAUGAGGAAAGGGAUUUCGACGAUAGGGAGUGAUUUUAGUGGGAUAUCGUGGGGGAGGGAGGGGGGUUGGUGGUUCAUGGGAGAGGAUAGGGAAAAGGGGGCGUCGGAGGAGGCAGGUCUGGGUGGUCAAAUUCGCGGCGAAAGGGAGUCAGGCAGACUAGCCGGUGGCGGAGAGGGUGGCUAGUGCUGGUGGGGUGAUUCUUUAAAUAAUAAAAUUUUUGUUAAUCUUUUCUUAAAAAAAAUUUAACAUUUUAAAAAAUUUUAAUUUUUAAAUUUAAUAAUUAUUUUUUUUAAUUAUCAUAGGCCGACACGUGUAUUUAACUUGUUAGCACUUUAGAUGACCGGUUGGAACUACAUUAAAAGUCGAAUUAUUUAAAAAUAAUUAAAAUGUGAGAUUAUUUUGGGCGAAUAAGACAAUAGUCGGAUUUUUCCGGGCAAUUUUACUUUUUUUUUUUUUUAAUUAAUUUCUUCUUCUUUAUAUUUAAUUAUUUUUCCUAUUUUGGAGCCUUUUCACGCUCACUGUCUCUCUCUAUUCUCCAUUGAAGCGUACUCUCAAGUCUCAAUUCUCCAUCGCCUUGUAAGCUUUCUCUCCUCCAUUGAACCAGUUUCUGAGGCUUAGUUUAGGUAACCCUUUAAUGUUAGGACAGAAUUGUGAGAAUGAGGUAUGCCCGGUUGUAAUGGAAGAAGUUACUUUAGAAGACGAGUCCGAAGAUGAGGAUGUGGAUUUUAAUCCCUUUUUGAAGGAGAGCCUUUCGGAAGAGGCUUCGUCGAGCUUGAGCUCGGAAGUAGACGGGUUGGAUAUUGAUGUUGUUAAUAGUCAUGUUGAGAAUGUAGUACCUGUAGAUACUCAUGGUUUAUUCAAGGGGAUGAAUGAUGUUGUUCAUGAGGGGGAAUGUGGUGAUGUUAGUAAGAGGGAUUCGGAAUUGAUUUUGAAUCAGGAAAAUGAUAAGGUUCUGGAAAAGGAGAAUGGGUUGAAUAGUGGAGCUGAUGGUGUCGAGGAUGUAGGGGAGGCAGACAUGGGAUUGAUUAGUUCCAGGAAUAAACCCGUGAUUGAUUUGGAUGAUGAAGAUGCUAUUUGUAGAAGGACUAGAGCUCGGUAUUCUCUUGCUAGUUUUACGCUCGAUGAGUUGGAGACAUUCCUACAAGAAACUGAUGAUGAAGACGAUAUUCAAAAUGUUGACGAGGAAGAAGAGUAUAAGAAGUUUCUUGCCGCAGUUUUGAAUGGAGGGAAUGGGGAUCAGGGGAAUCUAGCGGGUAAUGAUGAUGACGAUGAUGAAGAUAAUGAUGCAGAUUUUGAGAUUGAAAUUGAAGAAGCACUUGAGAGUGACAUUGAUGAUUGUGUAGUGACACCUAAUAAGGAUGAGAGAUUUGAGAGAGCUAUUCGGCGUCCUGAGACUAGACGAAAGGGACAGAAAAAAGCCAAUGCCCAAAAUAAAAAGAAGGUUAUGCAGCAGGAAAAUAGGCCCUUACGUCCACUAUUGCCUGUGAUGUCCAGUGCAUCUUUUCCGUGUCUCGGUCCUAGAUGUGUUGCACUUGAGACUUCUUUGCAGUCCCCCCAGUGUGAUCAAGGGGUUUUACCGAAUGGAUUCCAGCCUCAUCAAAUUGGGCAACUACAUUGCAUAAUAUAUGAACAUGUACAACUCCUUGUCCAAGUAUAUUCACUUUGUGUUCUUGAACCGUCCCGGCAGCAUAUUGCAUCACAGAUUAAGGGCCUUCUGGCAGAGCUGCUUCACAAACGGGACCUAGUACUAUCCUGGAGAAAUGGGCCAUAUUCCAUUUCUUGUUUUUACCCCUCAUCCACCUGCUCAUCUGUUUCAGUUGAAAAUAAGGACUCUAACGUAUCACCUAAUGAUGGUCAGGGCUGUCGAUGGUCACCAGUUGUAGGUGAUUCUGUGCUAUCAGUUUUGGAUGUUGCACCACUUAAGCUAGUUGGAAGAUAUAUUGAUGAUGUUUCUAAAGCUGUACGAGAGCAUCAACGACGCUGUGUGGAAACUACUAAUACGUUUUUGGAAAAGCAGCCUCUUUUCCCCCUUGCUAUUCAGUCUUCACCUGAAGUGGAUCAUAAUGUUUCUAAAGGAGAUGGCCCAUCUUCAAAUACUUGUGAAGUAUCACCAAGUAAUAAAGGGCCUAAAAAGACAUUGGCUGCUACCCUUGUUGAAAGUACCAAGAAACAACCUGUUGCCUUGGUCCCCCAACAAAUUACUAAAUUGGCACUGCCCUUUUAUUCAUUGUUUAAUCCAGCAUUAUUCCCUCACAAGCCACCAUCCCCAGCUGUUGCUAAUCGAGUGCUUUUCACGGAUGCUGAAGAUGUGUUGCUUGCCAUGGGAAUAAUGGAAUACAAUAACGACUGGAAAUCUAUUCAGCAGCGUUUUUUGCCUUGCAAAUCAGAGCAUCAGAUUUUUGUAAGGGCAAAAAAUCGCUGCUCAGCUAAGGCACCUGAAAAUCCAAUAAAGGCUGUAAGAAAGAUGAAAACAUCUCCACUCACAGAGGUCGAGAAAGCUCGUAUUCAGGAGGGACUCAAGGCAUUCAAACUUGACUGGACAUCAGUUUGGAGAACUAUGGUUCCGUAUAGGGAUCCUAAUCUGCUUCCUCGGCAGUGGCGCACUGCUAUUGGAACUCAGAAAUCAUACAAAUUUGAUUCAGCUCGGAGGGAGAGACAUAGAGUUUAUGAGUCAAACAGGAGAAGAAACAAAGCUGCAGCUAUGGAUUACUCUCAGACUGGAUCUGAGAAGGAGAAUGAAAGCGGAGAAGACUUUGUGGACAAUGAUAAUGAAGCAUAUGUUCAUGAAGCUUUUUUGGCUGAUUGGAGACCCACUCUCUCUGGAGUGGAUCCUUCCAAAAUAUCUUCCUCAAGCUUUAAGUUAGGAUGUCUGCAUGGAGAUGUUCCGGUUGCUAGCUCUAGUGCCACCCAGAGUGGGGCAGAUAAUCAUCGGAACCGAGAAAUUCAAAUUAACAAAGGUCAUGCUUACAAGGGCUUAGCUGCUUCAGAAAAUUCCCAUUUAAUACAUUACAAUUCUUUGCAUCCCCACGUUUCUUCUAGCCAACCUCCACCUAUUCCAACUUCAGAAACGUUUAGUGAAUCGCUAUCUCGGUCCCAAAGGGCUGGAAAGCCUAGCGUUUCCAAUCUAGUUAAAUUAGCGCCAGAAUUACCCCCUGUCAAACUUCCUUCAGCAGUCCGUAUUAUAUCUCAGGCUUCUCUCAGAAAUACUCAGUUUGGAAGCUCCAGUGAGGUUUGUGCUUCUAGUCCCGCGCCUGCAAAUUUAGUAAAACAUGUGCAAGACAAUACUAUGAUACCAAAUCCCAAUUUUGAAAGUUUGCCCUCGCAAAAAGAUGGACUGUUGAAGAAUGGAAGUCUCACUAAAGAAAGAGGCACAAAACUGGAUCCUCAAAUGCACCCUUUACUGUUUCGAACCAUUGAAGAGGGGCAUUUACCAUGCUACCCUGUUAACAAUCCUAUGAGGAUUCCUACAUUUAGUUUCUUCCCACCAAUGCAACAUCAAAUGAAUGUUACUCUACUACGAAAUCCUUGCCCUGCUGGGCCCGAUGCUAGCUUAAAAUUUUUGGGAUCAAAAGAAAGUGCCUCAGCAUCUUCCAGUCUAGAUUUUCAUCCCCUAUUACAAAGAGCAAAAGAAAUUCGUGCCAACUCUAUAGACACUGGCAUGACUGACUCUUUACUAAAUACUGAUCUGGAGCUUUCUAGGGAUCAAUAUGUGGAAGAUAUUGUUUAUGAUGCUGGUGCAACUGCUGCACAAAUGGCUGCUGCUACUAGACUUACUAGUCCCAAUGCUGAUGCAAAUGAUUUGGACUUGGAUAUCCACCUGAGUUCUGCAUCUAAAAGGAGAGAAAAUUUAAGCAAAAGAGAUGAAAUAAAUUUGUCAUUUCCAUCAUUAAGUGGGUCAAGUGUUGUUGAGAGUGUGACCAUGCACGGUGACUCAUCUCAGCUUGCUGAGCUCCAGCCUGCAGAUCCUGUUGGUCAGAGGCAUAUGGAGAUAUCUAUUCCUGAUAAUUCUUCUGCAGUUUCCAACACGGUUGAUGGUAGUUAUGGCUCAUGUAUUAAUGAUAAUGUUAGUGUUCAUCCUCCCUUGGAAAUAGUGAUGGAACAGGAAGAACUGAGUGAUUCUGAUGAAGAAAUGGAGGAUGUAGAGUUUGAGCGUGAAGAAAUGGAGGAUUCUGAUGGAGAAGUGGGAUCAGAUGCCGAAGAAGUUAUUAACAUGCACAAUAAGGUGAUUCAGGAGCAAUCACGUACUGUGUUGGGCACAGAUGAUCAUGCCCAGCUUUUGAGAUCACUUGCAUCUGGAGUUUCUGAGCGGACUCGGUCUCAAAGAAAAAGAUCUCCUAGAUUGGGUUUGACAGGGACAGGAAAAGACCACUCAAAGGAUUCCUGGUUAAGUUUGAAUUCUCAUGGCUCUCAUUGCAAACCACUUUCAAGAACCAAAAGGGCAGAAAGCCCCUCUAGAGGAGGCCCAGUUUUAUCAAGCCCCAACCGAUAUCGUAAGAAAGCAGUUUCGAGCUCAAAAGAUGUGUCUUCAAGUGACAAACAAACUGAUAUUUCUCUGCAAGAUCCCUUCUCCACACCAUCAAGGAAGUCCAGAAAGCAGGCCUUAAAAAAUUCCUCUCUUUGAAAGUUGGUGUCCCUGCUCUAAACUCCAGUUGUAUAAAGAAGGAUUCAAAUAUAGAACCAGUAGGUUUUAUCAAAAAUAUAGUUGCUAACCAACUUGAAUCUUCAGACAAGAAGGAACUGAUGCAUUGACAAGACAGUGAAGGUUCAGAAUGGCAGGAAAUCUAUGGAGUUCAGGUAUGCCCUCCGUUUAGUGGGGGGUUUUUGGUCGCCUUUUGAACAGUAGUUACUUGUACAUUCUUGCACCUCCCUUUUUAUAGGGGGGUUGAGUAGAAGAUGCAAUUGUAUAUAAUGUAUUAUUGUAUAUAUCAUUCUUUUCAUGAUAUGGAUUAUGAUAGUCUUUAUAAGGAAUGUUUGUGUACAUGUACAGGUUAUACGGCUCAUUUAGAUGUGUUACAAUAUAAGAACGAUGAUGACGGGUUCUCAAUGUUAUUCAA